Messenger RNA from Varanus komodoensis (Komodo dragon), 1704 nucleotides. It is a transcript of the gene KLC3, whose product is annotated as kinesin light chain 3. Gene Ontology annotation, cellular component: kinesin complex; cytoplasm; membrane-bounded organelle. Gene Ontology annotation, biological process: axo-dendritic transport. Bases 1 to 1704 code for a protein of 567 amino acids. The record is from RefSeq and is a predicted model, not a curated record. NCBI's taxonomy places the organism in Eukaryota, Metazoa, Chordata, Lepidosauria, Squamata, Varanidae. The transcript has 12 exons. Gene Ontology annotation, molecular function: kinesin binding.
AUGUCCGUCACGGUGGAGCUGGGCCACAGCCAGCUGGAGAGCAUGGCGGCAGAGGACCUCAUCAUGUACACACGGCAGGCGAUGAAGGGGCUGGAGGCGCUGCGGGGCGAGAACAGGAGCGUCCGGCACCGGCUGCAGGAGGCGCUGCUGAGGGAUCAGCAGCGGCUGGGUGAGCGGGAGGCGGCGGAGGCUGAGUCGAUGGAGCUGCAGGCCCUGGAGCUCCUGGAGGAGAAGCACGCUCUGGUCUGCAAGAGCUUGGAGGGGAUCGAGCUGGGCAUCGCGGAGGCGCAGAUGAUGCUCUCCCUGUCCUCCCACAUCGGGGCCCUGGAGGCCGAGAAGCAGAAGCUGCAGGCCCAGGUGAAGCGCCUGGGCCAGGAGAACCUGUGGCUGCGGGAGGAGCUGGCCGUGACCCAGCUGCGGCUGCAGCACAGCGAGGAGUCCGUGGCGCAGCUGGAGGAGGAGAAGAAGCACCUGGAGUUCCUCACCCAGCUGAAGCAGUACGACCCCCGGGCGGAGCAGCCUGAGCAGGACGACGCGGAGCAGAGGAAGGACAGCUUGUCCUCGCUCUUCCCCAGCGAUGAAGAAGAGCAGCGGCAGGGGGUGCCGAGCCCGAGCGCAGCGGCUUCCGUGGCGCAGCAAGGCGGCUACGAGAUCCCAGCCCGCCUGCGGACGCUGCACAACCUGGUCAUCCAGUACGCCUCGCAGGGGCGCUACGAGGUGGCUGUGCCCCUGUGCAAGCAGGCCCUCGAGGACCUGGAGAAGAGCUCCGGGCACAGCCACCCGGACGUGGCCACCAUGCUCAACAUCCUGGCCCUGGUCUACAGGGACCAGAACAAGUACAAGGAAGCCACGGAGCUGCUCAACGACGCCCUCGGCAUCCGGGAGCAGACCCUCGGCGUGGAGCACCCCGCGGUGGCCGCCACCCUGAACAACCUGGCCGUGCUGUACGGCAAGCGUGGGAAGUACAAGGAGGCCGAGCCCCUGUGCGAGAGGGCCCUGGAGAUCCGCGAGAAGGUGCUGGGCACCGAUCACCCGGACGUGGCGAAGCAGCUGAACAACCUGGCCCUGCUCUGCCAGAACCAGGGCAAGUUUGAGGAGGUGGAGCGCUACUACCAGCGGGCGCUGAGCAUCUACCAGGCGCGGCUGGGGCCCGACGACCCCAAUGUGGCCAAGACCAAGAACAACCUGGCCUCCUCAUACCUGAAGCAGGGCAAGUACCAGCAGGCCGAGGAGCUGUACAAAGAGAUCCUCUCCUCGCAGGACCAGGAGGGGGCCACCACCCGGGGGGAGGAAACCGGCGUGGGAGCUGGCAGCACCCUGGAGGGCCAGCUUGCAUCGGGGCGGCUGGGGAGGGGGCCCGCGGUGGACGGGCAGGGGCACUCGCUGGCUGCUGCCGCGGGGCCUCAGCCUCUCUUUCCGCGCAAGGACGUGCCGGGGAGCCUGCGGCGCAGCAGCUCCUUCUUCCGGUUCCGCGAGUCCAUCAAACGGGGCAGCGAGAAGCUGGUCUCCAAGCUCAAGGGGGAAGGGGCCCGGCGCCCCAACGCGGCCGCAGGCCCCGGGAUGAAGCGGGCCGCGUCCCUCAGCGUGCUGCACCUGAGCGAGAGGGCGGCUGCGGCCUCGCCCACGCAGCCCGGCAGGAGGCUGUCCGGUGCCCGCAGCCUCAGCUCCAGCACGCAAGACCUCCUGCGUGGCAGCUGCCCCUAG